AACAACAUGGAGGCCUUGUUAGAAGAAAGUAACAACUUUUCAAGGUUUCUUCCUCUAUUUAAGCUUGAAUACAUCUGCGAUCGCCAAGUUUCAUCAAUACGAAUGGACUGUAACCUUUCAAUUUCGUUUUUGUUUUCAGUAGAGUACGGAUGAACUUCAGGAAGACAACAGUUAGGAUGCUGUGAACAGCUAACAGCUGGAAGUGGAGUUAGCAGUCGGCACAGGAGAUUCCCAGUUAAGUCAAACUCAACCAAAGUGCUCGCGUCUGCGUAUCAGUUUGCAGUUGGAUUGGACCUUGCAAACGCCGGUCUGGAGCAAACUGAGUGUAGUUGCUAAAGGAUGGAGACCACGAUGACAGACGUUGAGGUGAACAAAGGCUUGAAACUAAUAUGAGAGAGGACCAGAUAGGCGUAAUGCACUCACCGACUGCUGAUUUGGAUGUGCCGAGAUUAAAGGUUAAAGGUCUAAGUGAGGAGCUGGCCGAGACUAAGGCAAAACUUGCUACCACUCAGGCAGAACUUGUCCGGACCGAAGCACUGCGCACCGAGGCUGAAGAGUGCUCUGUGAAGCUACGCAAGAAGGUGGAAAAGUUAAGCCAAGAACUAGAGGACCUGCACAAGGCUGCAAAAACAUCAAUCUCGGAUGUCAGUUGCCAGACAGAUCCCGUUGCGAGUGACGUUUCCUCAACAGAAGGCACUGUAGCAGGGAGCACUGGCCCAUCUGAUUGGGUGACAGAAGUGGGAACGUCAGGCCAGAGUGCCUCACAAUCAGUUGCAGACAGCGUCAGGGCUGCAGCUGAAGCCGCUACAACUAGGACAGGCUUCGUCCUGGACCAGACAAGUGGCAUGUACUACGACUGUAACUCUGGCUUCUACUACGAUCAGGUUAAUAAGCUGUAUUAUGAUCCCAGCAAUGGAAUCUACUACUACUUUGAUGAGGGAACGGGUUCCUACCAGUUCCACUCACAGGUAGAGCUCCCGACCGCUGCUCAAUAUGGCCAGGGGCGUCGUGGGAAGGGGCGAGGCAAUGCUUGGGGGAAGCGGAAGGACAGGAGACUGGGGGAAGAAUCCAGGGAGAUUGAUGUAAGGAGGAGAGAGAGCCUUGAAGAUAUGGAUUGUCAGAUCAUUGAAAUUGGCCAGGAUACCAGACAUGGCUACAAGCGACGCCGGAGGGACGCCACCGAAAACCAGAUGCGUGGUUCUUCAGAGAGAGUUGACAAUGACGCUCCAAGGAGAGCUCACCGUGAGAGGCGACACAGAAGAGAGCGCCACAGUCACGGUCGUGGGGACAUUGGUGAUGGGGAGGCUACCAGUGAACAACAUACUCAUGAGCUUAAGAAGAGGAUGCAGUCACUGGAACGAAGACGGAAGCAGCGCCGGAAGAGUCAGUCCAGGAGGAGGAGAAAGAAGUCUAGGGAUAGGGGCAGAAGAGACGAGGAAUAUGAUGGCAGGUACCCCAGUGGGCUGCAAGAUCAAGAAUCAGUAGAAGGGUUGUCAGAUGGGGAGAUUAGGAAUGAUGAAGGACUGGAUAUGGAUGGUCUUGAGGGAGGCAGUAGUCAAAGCAGAAAGAAUCACCGAACCACAGAUGAAAACAGGAAUCAGUUUGUGGAGAAUGAGGGAGCUGGCAACAGUCCAGACAGAGGACUGGGUGAAACUGAUGCGGCUGGUUCUGGCAAGCAGAAGGAUGAAACCAGUCCGGAAACUGUUGGGGGAAGUUCCGAGAAUUCCACAGCAAAAGAUGAUUCGCCACUCGGAGAGGAAGGGAAGGCUGAUGAGGGUGAGGCCCAAGGUCAAGGGUCAGCAGAAGAGGCAGCAGAGGUCAGAAGCCAUUGCCAGGUCAUUGUCCCGAACCCGGAAGCCGAGCCUCGGAGAGGUGGAGCCAAAGAGCAGCCAAAUGGGUCAGAAGGAGGCUUCGGUGGGGAAAUCCACAAGGGGUACUCUGAUGGGGAAAUUAUCGAGGAUGUCAUGAUUGUGGAAGACGGCGAAGAGCCGAUUGUCCUGAGCUCGGACGAGAUGGAGGAAGGGGAGCUGUCUGAUAGUUUGUCAGAAGUUUCCUCCAGUGAGGGCAGUUCACUGGAUUCUUCAAGUGCUACAUCUGAGGAUGGGUUGGAAGAGAUAUCGGUGGAUUCUGAUAGCUCUAGUGGACUAGAAGUGCUGAAGGUUGACUACCCUCCUUGUAUCAGAAUGAUUGUCACCAAGUCUGACACUCUGAAACCAGGAUCACUAUUCAUCAUUACAUGUGCGGGUGGUACCAUUGGAAGAGAGGGCAGCAACCAUGCUCUUUUGAUUCAGAGCGUGAAAGUCAGUAAGCGGCACGCUCAUAUCAUCUACGACGCACAAGAGAGGCAAUACACGAUAGUCGACCUUGGCAGUCAGAACGGGACGCUGCUCAAUGGGAAAGCCAUAUCAGAGCAACGUGUUGUCAGUGAGCCCCACCCCUUGUCUCACCGUGACUACAUUACCAUCGGUGGCACCACCCUGCGACUGCACAUCCACCCGGGCGAUGAAACGUGCGAGGAGUGCGAGCCAGGUCAGGUGCAGGCCCUGAUAGCGCAACAGCAGCUGAACGAGAUGUCUGCAGGGACAACCUCCGGCAGCAGGCCCGAAAAGGAACAGCAACGUCGCAAGGAGCUGCGCCACCUCAAGAAGAAGUACAACCUGGCCAAGGAUGACUACUCCAAUGUGGACCCAUCGCUGAUAAACCCUGCCUAUGCUGACAGGGCAGGGGAGCGACGACGGGCCGUGGGUAGCGACAAUCCGUAUCAGCCGGAUGACCAGCCUGCAUCUGUGGACAGGGCGAUCGAAUCGUCAAACGUAGGCCACAAGAUGCUGUCCAAGAUGGGCUGGACUGAGGGGCAGUCCUUGGGCAAGGGAGACCGUGGAAUCAAAGAGCCGAUUCAAGCAGUAGUCCAUAGCAGGAAUGCUGGGCUAGGAUCAAGAGUAGUUCAGUCCAUGGACCAAGUACAGUAUGCAAGACGAAGGAACGACAAUUGGGACAAAGCUAGAGGGCGCUUUAAUCUCACUGAUCCCCAGCAGUCAGCUGCUGCCAAUCGCGGCAAGAAGGCGCCAACAUGGGUGCAGGGUGGGACAGAAAAGCUUGAUGCAAGUCCACAACAUUCAACAGCAGAUGACCCAAGCAGUGGCAAUGCUUUUGGCAUGGUUCAGCUGCCGCUGGCUGAACGAGGGAAAGCAGAUGGGAGACGUAGAACAUCACAGGGGAUUGUGGACAUAUGGGACAAUUCGAUGGAUGCAGGACGGACAUCCUGGCUUGGUUCAUCAAAGGGAAUGGAAGAAACCAUUCACAGCAGAGACCAGCAGCACAGCAGAGACUCUCAGGAAAAACAGCGUGAUGAUUCCACCGAGUACGAAAGGCUAUUCCUCGGUGAUAGAGCUCAAAGUGGCAACCUCGAAGGAGCGACUGAAGCAUUGGGAGCUCCAUUCACUGCAGACAGCAGUUUCAAAAAUGUACAGCUGACAGAGGGAAGCCACGAUGAAUCCAAGAGAACGAGACAGCCUCCACGAGGUGUUGAAGAUAGGCUCCUUCACAGCUCCACUUCGACUGUAGACACUGAUGCAGGGAGGGUUUCUGAGCAGAUUAUACCAGCAGAUUCCAGUUGUGUGGGCUUGGAGGAAUCAAACACAGCUGAAUCCUCUGUUAAAAAAACAGUCUCAGAUGGAGAAUCCUCUUUGACUGCCUCAGUUGAUAGCACUGACGAGACUUCCACAAACACUCCCCAGCUCCCAACACCUCGUGAAAUGAGAGUAGAUAGAGAGCAGAACACGGGCGGGCCAGAAAACAUUGACAAGGCAGUGCAAAGUGGCUCCCUACCCUCAAGGAUAUCUGAUGAGAAUCUGGAAGCAUCUGCAAAGAAGACUGACGUUAAGAAUGGAGAACAGCCAAAAUCUGUUGUCCAGCCAAGCCAGGAGGGGACAGAGAAGGCAAAGAAAAUCCAACUGAAGUGGAGCAAAGGGGGCAAGGAGAAACUGGCGACGAGUCUUGUGGCCUUCGAGGAGAGUGAAUCUGACGGGGAGAACGGGGACGACUUGGCAGGUAACAGCAAGAGUGUUGAGCAGGAGCAAGUCCAACAGCCUCAGGGGGAGGAGCAUAGAGCAAGUAGGAGUCGGCGAGGAUCUAACAAGCCCAGUCGAUGGUCUAGCUCAAGGAACUCUUCCGGGAAUUGAAGAUAAAUACUUACUAAAGGAAAAAAUUGGACUUUGUUAGAGUCUUAUUUUUACAGCUAAAGCACGUCAUUUUGGAAAGCUACAUAUGGGAAAGUACAUGUAUGGAACUUGACAUUUUGUUGACAUUUCUACUGAUGUGCACUGUUUUCAUUAGACUCUAAGCCUCUUUACAAGAACAUGGUUGGAACCUAUUUUAUCUCUGUGGUGCUAACUACAUGUACGUACAUGCAACUGCAACUUGUUUUACAAAGAAAAAAUGAAAUAUUAUUUUAAUUGAAUGCAAAUUGGUGCAACUUUUGGCGAGAUAAGAUCUGAUCACAGCCUAGUUCACCCCUUGACUUCUGAAAACUUGGUCUUGUGACUGAAAUAUUUUUUUAGUUUAAAUCUCUGACCACUGUUUUAAACUUAAAGCGAUAUUGUCUGUAGGUUUAGAGUAUUUCACAGUGUUGCCCAUUGCUUUAAUACAGGAAAGUCUGCUUGCACACAAGAGAAAAGGUUUCUGUAUAGCAUAGCAACAAAAAAUGUAAAUUGUCUCUAAAGUUGUGAUGUCUUUGCCGUGGCCAUGAAAAUUCCUCUGGGCUUAUGUCAAUUUCAAUGCUCCCAUAAUGCAGUGCGUUAUCAGUAAGUCACUGUGCUAAUAAAACAUUUGGCAUUUUCCUCUUUGACAGUGAACUCAAGUUCAGUUUACAUUGCUUACAUGUAUGUGUGUGAUGCAUGAACAGAAUUUUAUAUUCGCUUUUGAAGUUGUCACGAGACCUGAUCGGACACAGAAAAGAAAAUUCUUUAUGACACCAUAAGAAGGGGCUUAUCAUGGACCUAUUCUCUCAUUAAUUCUGAAGGGCAUUAAUCCUGUGUGAUGCUUAUUGUGAUAUCACGCAUGCAAACAUGCAAGCGAAUGUAAUUUUUGUUACAAAGUCAGAUGAUUGGGAUGUGUCUACUAUGCGCACACACAAGAGCCAAUAAAACGUGUUACUGUGUUGAUAUGGGGACCAGUCCAGUGGGGGAAAAAUUUGAAAGCAGUGGUUCAUACGGGUACUCACUUUUCGUGCAGAAUCUUUGUGGACAAGGGUGGUACCUCUUUGAUUGUGGUGUUGUCUGUGUCAGCAUUUGGGGAUACUAGAGUGCAUGGCUGUACUACAUGUAUAUUGCAAUGACAGAUCCAGGAUUUCUGAAAGGGGCUGUCAAGUCUUUGAUGUCAAUACGUACAUGUACAGGCAUGACAACGAUUAAUGGGUCUCUGUCAAUGACGUCACUUCCUACAGAUGGCCACAUACAUAAACAGUUUUGACUUCCAAUUUACGUGACAUGCAUAGGCUGCACCACAUUUCAAGAGCAUUUGGAUCAUUGUGCUUGCAUGUAUAGUGUUUGCACACUGCGUGCAUAUGCACCUGUUGGAGUUGAAAAAGAUGUAGUAAUUUUCCUACAAAGAUGGUGUCCUUUGAAAGAGAUCUGUUGCUUGAAAGAAACUAGAUUGAUAAUAUUGCACAAUCAAAUUAAUGGAGGCCAGUUUCACAAAUUGGCCAUUAACAUGAAAUACACAUAUUUGCAAGGAAAUUCGGUGUUUCUUCUGUGUCCAAAGCAUUGAUCUGAAGGGUACUUUUUAGUCUCUGAGGCCAAAAAAAAGAGAGAAAAUAAUGGUGAGCUUAAGCAAUGAAAUGCUAUAUUAGGGUAAUGAGUAAUGUGGUGUUGUCCAAAUAAAUGUGUGCAUUUGUACCUUCAAUUUUUUCGGUUGAAUGUACGUGCAGAUCUUCAGAUUCUAGAGGCAUUGUAUAUUACAUGUAUGUAGGAUUUCGUAGUCUUGUAAACUUUCAUAAAGAUAUUAAAAGAAAAUGCUUUUGCAGGUAAAAAGGAAUGCUGGA
Molecule: messenger RNA, 6040 nt
Organism: Acanthaster planci (crown-of-thorns starfish)
Lineage: Eukaryota; Metazoa; Echinodermata; Asteroidea; Valvatida; Acanthasteridae
Molecular function (GO): protein binding; nucleic acid binding
Source: RefSeq, a predicted model, not a curated record